AUGAGGCCAUAUUACGACUGCCGAAAGAUCUUCAGUGAAGAGCAAGAGAAUUCGCUAGCGGAGUACCUUGUGACAGCCUCGAGGAUGUUCUAUGGGCUCACCAGCCUUGAAUGUAGGCGUCUUGCAUUCGAAAUGGCCAAGGUUAAUACCAUACCUUGUCCACCAAAGUGGGCAAAUGAAGAGGCUGCUGGAAUCGAGUGGUACAAGGGCUUUAUGAAAAGGCACCCACGCCUCUCUCUACGCUCUCCAGAAGGCUGUAGUCUCUCAAGGGCAACAUCAUUCAAUCCUCAUAAUGUUGCAGUCUUCUUCAGCAAUCUGAAGGCAAUCAUGCAAAGAGAACCCAAGUUUGCUGAAAGCACACGCAUCUUCAAUCUUGAUGAGACAGGAACUACUACGGUCCACAACCCAUCAAAGAUAUUUGCAGAGAAAGGCGUCAAACAAGUCAGCAAGUGCACCAGGGACUUGACAACUACAUGCUGCACAGUUAGUGCUUCAGGAAACUCCAUCCCACCAGCAAUGAUUUUCCCCCGUGUGCAUUUUAAUGAGCACAUGCGCCACGAUGCCCCCACAGGGACCCUUGGACUGGCCAAUAAGUCUGGUCGGAUGAACUCGGAGUUAUUCUCUGAGGUAAUGGAUCAUUAUAUCCAUCAUACAAACAGCUCUAAGGACAAUCCGUCUUUGCUAAUUUAUGACAAUCAUGAAAGCCAUUUGUCACUUCAGGUUAUUGAUAAAGCUAAGGAGAAUGGUGUUACUAUUCUCACCCUCCCACCUCACAGCAGCAAUAAAAUGCAGCCACUUGAUGUUGGGAUUUUCAAACCCUUUAAAACCUACUGCAGCCAAGCCAUGGAUUCUUGGAUGAUGCAAAAUCCAGGAAAACCAAUCUCGAUCUAUGAAAUUGCCUAUUGUGUUGGCAUUGCUCAUGAAAAGGCCAUGACUCCUUCCAACAUAACUGCUGGAUUCCGCAAGAGUGGUAUUUACCCUUUUGAUGAAGCUGACUUUACAGAGGCAGAUUUCCUCGGCUGUGCAGUCACUGACAGACCACUACCUGAAGCCACAUCUGAUGAAGAAGAGCUUCCAACUCCCGCCGAAGAAGCCCAACCUCAUACAAGCACCUCCAAGACUCCAGCUAAAGAAAUCGAACCUGAGCAAGGUACCUCCAUGUCAUCAACUCCUAGUGUUCAAAGAUGUCUAUCCCCAGGAUCCUUCAGAGGUUUUCCAAAAGCUCCGAUGAGAAAGGAAAAGUCCAAGGGUAGAACCAAAGGAAAACGCAUAAUUGCCACUGACACCCCAGAAAGGACAGCCAUAGCUUUAAAGAAGACAGCUACAGGCAGUUCUCAGAAGAGGAAAAAGACCCAGAAGAAGCAGCCCCCUGCAAAACGGAGACCGCAUGAUGAACAAAAUGUUGUUAAUUCUGAAUCUUCAUCAGACACAGACAAAGAUGAAGAGUCAAUCCUUCAGGACACUGAUGACAAUGAUGAGGAUGUUAUCCAGGUGUUCAAUCCUGCUGAUGAUUUCGAAGGUGAAGCCACUGAAGGAGACUAUGUGCUUACCGAAUACACAACAGAAAAGAAGAAGAAAGUCCAUUACAUAGGAAAGGUUCUUAGAGAAAAAGAUAAAUCUGGGGAUUAUGAGAUAAGCUUUCUCAAACGAAGCCAAAAAAUGGUUGGAAAGUUUGUAAUGCCCCCUGUCCCUAAAAUAGAAAUAGCCAAUGAGGAUGUCAUUAAGAUGAUUUUGCCACGACCAACAUGGUUUGGCAGUACUAAGAGGCAACUUUCUCAAUACUCAUUUGAAGUCCAGUUUGGGCUACAUUGA
Lineus longissimus is the source of this 1812-nucleotide messenger RNA. RefSeq lists its product as uncharacterized. The record is from RefSeq and is a predicted model, not a curated record. Gene Ontology annotation, cellular component: nucleus. Gene Ontology annotation, molecular function: DNA binding. Lineage: Eukaryota; Metazoa; Nemertea; Pilidiophora; Heteronemertea; Lineidae. The transcript has a single exon. Bases 1 to 1812 code for a protein of 603 amino acids.